Sphaeramia orbicularis (orbiculate cardinalfish) is the source of this 3047-nucleotide messenger RNA. RefSeq names its product NEDD4 binding protein 3 (gene n4bp3). The record is from RefSeq and is a predicted model, not a curated record. NCBI's taxonomy places the organism in Eukaryota, Metazoa, Chordata, Actinopteri, Kurtiformes, Apogonidae. The transcript has 9 exons. Gene Ontology annotation, cellular component: cytoplasmic vesicle. The coding region runs from base 1 to 1941 and encodes 646 amino acids.
AUGGCAACCUCAGUCCAGACUCUUCCUCUGACCCGUGGCCCCAGUAAAAACUUCCGAAACCCCUUCCCAGCCCAGCCCCUCUCCUCCCGUUGCGGCAUGGGAAGCGUAGGUAGUUUGGUGGAACGGCCAGAUGUUUCACCGACUAAAGGCAGCCGUGCAGUGCCUCAGGUGAGACCCAAGCAGAGCAACGGGCUCCUGAAGAAGGGCUUCACCCAGAGAGAACUGCUCAACUACCUCAACAUCACCAGAAAAGAGCCUAAAGGAAGUGUGAACAGUGACGGUAAGAAGGACGUAAUCUCUGGUCUCAGCGCUCAUGAUGACGACACUGUAUAUGCCAAAGUCUACAAUAAAGACGGCACUGAAGUGGAUUUGACAAAAAACUCAUUGCCAAGCGCGGGCAAAUACGAAAAGGCUCGUUUCAGGUCUUCAGCCUUCAAGCCUGUCACCCCCAAAAACUUCAGCUCAAUGCAAAACCUCUAUCCGUCGUCCAAGUUGGACGAUGCAGACCACGGUCUUUCCAAUGGGCUUCACAGAGCCUUCGCCCAUGUCCCUAAAGCUGUCUCCACCUCCUCUUCCUCCUCCUCACCUUCACGUCAUGGAGGACCAUCCUCAAGUGGUAACAAGGCUCUGUCUUCAGUACGUGGGAUCAGCCAGGAGGAUGAUAACCUGUCAGACUCAGGCCAUAACUCCAUGAGCAGCCUGCCGCCGUACCGGCCGCCCUUCCGCCCACAUCUGUCUCACAUCAGUGCAUCUAUGGGCCACAUUAACACCAUCGGCUCCCUGGACCGCACCACGCUGAGUCCAAAGGCGGUAGGGGCAGGGGGCGUGACCAUAGGGGAGAUGGCAUGUCGGAGCAUGGCGACCCUCAGUCGCCUGGCCCCGCAUGGUGGAGAAGCUCCGCCCCCUUAUGAAUGGACCCUUUCCAUAUCUGUGGAGGAAGUUGUGCGGGAUCUGGAGGAGCGUCUGGUGGAGAAGGAACAUGAGCUCAAACAGAUGAAAAGGAAUCUGGAUGAGAGCGAGGGCGCCAUCGUUCAGGUGUUCGAGGGGAAACAGCGUCUGUGGGAGAAGGAAGUGGAGGAGCUGAAGCGUCUGUACGCCACCAAGCUGCGUCAAGUCUCCCAGCAUGCUCAGCGGUCUCAGCGGAGCCUGCAGCUGCAGCUGUAUAAGGCCCAGCAGGAAAAGAGCCGACUGGAAGAGGAGCUGGAGAACCUGAAGAGGGAAAGGAGCCAAGAGGCCGGGACCAGGACAAAGAGGACCAGUCCGACUCUGGAGGAGACGCAGUGGGAGGUUUGUCAGAAGUCGGGGGAAAUCUCCUUGUUGAAACAGCAGCUUCGGGACUCUCAAGCCGAGGUGACCCAGAAGCUCAGCGAGAUCUUCCAGCUCAAGACCCAGCUCAGGGAGACUCGCACUGAGCUCCGCAACAGAGAGAACCAGAUAGAUGCACUGAAGCUGGUCCUGCAGGGGACGCAGCGGCGCAGAUGCCCCUCUCAGACGGGUCGGGAGGACGGAAAAGGAGCCGAGGAGAGUUCUUCAACUGGGGCAACAGGAGGCUGCGGGGGCCCCACGGAGGAGCGACUGCGAGCGGAGCUGCUGCUGGAGCGACGCCAGAGCGAGGCCCAGGCCACGGCUUUCGAGGAAGAGAGGCAGACAUGGCAGACAGAAAAGGACAAGGUCAUCCGCUACCAGAAGGAGCUGCAGGCCAGCUACUUAGACAUGUACCACCGCAAUGAGACGCUGGAGAGGGAGCUGCUGCAGCUGAGGGCAAGCCGAGAGCAAGAAAGAGGAGCAGGAGGAGGUGAAGGAGGCGAAGGAGGAAGCAGAAGUGGGACGUUGGAAAGGGAAGUGCCAGAGCUGAGGAGUGAGAGAACAGGGGGAAGUCCAAAGGAUAGACCUGGAUCUGGUUUGCCGUGGAUAGACAGGAUCGAAUCAUCUGAGAUUUGAAUGUGAUAGACUUGUUUGCAAUGCAAAAUGUUUUCUCCCUCUGGUUCCUAUGCGAGGUAACGUUUGCCAGGAAAAAAACAUUUAACAGAAGAUACAAUACUUAAAUAGUUCAGAUAAAACACUUUCCAUUUAAGUCAAAUCAUUUUCAGUAUCUGCAGUUGUGUCUAUUUUUAUUAUUUAUUCACACAUUUUGUGUCUUGUAUUCUUUUCCUGGCUGAAUAUACUUCCACAGACUUCCAUACUUAGACUAUUUACCGGCCCAUGUUUCUCUGCAGAAACUGAAACAACUUCCUACAAAAUCCCAUUAGCUGCAUCACAAUACUCUGCUUCUGAAGAGUCAUUUCUGUAUAAUAUGCAGCUAAACUUCCCCCAAACACCGAGACUGUCCCGCUUGUUCAAACAUGAACCUGUAAAUGAUGCUCUGGUACUAUUUUGUGUUCAUUUGGUAGUUACUUUUAGGUUUGGAGCGCUGUAUAGUUGUGACAGUAACCAAAGGGUUCAAAGGGAUUUAAUGUGGCCCUGUAACAUAUUAGCACCUGUUCAGGCUGUGCAGACGGUUUCUGUGAUCCAGAGUCCACCUGGGCUCUGGGAGGAAAGCUGUAUCUCUGGUUUAAGUACGGAGGAUUAAAGCUGUCUGGUGCCAAGAUACUAAUGCGGUUUCUUAGCCAAGAGGAAAACUGUGUAACCGACUGAAGGAACUGGAAAUUUGACUUAUUUUUGUCAUGCAGCUGAGAUCAAUAUAUUUUGUACAUGGUUGUUUUAAAGAUUUCUUGGCCUUUUUUUUUGUUUCCUAAGCACACAGUUGUCUUAAAGGGGCGUACUUGUCUCCGUCUUUAAAUGCGAUCAUUAGAUGAGGAUGGUUAAUAUGGUUGCCCUGCUUAUUGGUACAAUUUGUUGCACAGACCCAGCCAAUAACAACGAAUGCAUGACAAAGGUAAAACUUGUAUUGUAUUAAACCAGCUAUGAGUUGACCUUUCAACUUACUGUGACUGUUGUCUAUUUACUGGUAAAAAAAAAAAAAAAAAAAAAAGAAAGAAACUGUACAGUAUAAAUACGAGGUAUAUAUGUGUUGUUUUGGAUUCAUAAUAAACAUUUAUGAACAGUUA